AUGGCAACCGAGAAGAAUCCAGUUCAAGAGCUCGAGCAGCUUCGAGACCUCAUCAAUUCUUCUAUAGAUAUUAUCAAGAAGAACGUUACUGAGAAUGGAGAUCCUCCUCUGACAUUGAAGACCAACGAACCCCAUCCGAUCUACAGCAGGAAUGACCCCCAUUUGGCACAAGCUCUGAGGACUGUUUCGUCCUCGGCGCAGAUGCUCAGGGCUCUCCUUGAUCCGAACACCUUCCUCAACGAUAUCAUAUACGGAUAUCAUGAUGAGACCGCUCUUCUGGUCGCCUGUCAAGCGGAUGUCCCCAACUUGAUCGGCGACACCGACCGUCAUAUAGACGAAAUUGCUGCUCAGGCGGGUUUGAAUGCUGACAAACUCGGCCGUUUCUUGAGGAACCUGUGCAACUCAUACAUCUUCGAAGAGACAGCACCGAACAGGUUUGCUAACAAUGCACUCUCUGCGAGGUUCAAACCUGAAGGAAAGAGAGCAAUUGUCGGGCAUUGCGCCGACGAAGCUCGCGUUUCCUCAUGCAAGUCAUGGGAAGCACUUACCCUUCCUGAGUACAAGGACUCCACGGAAGCAAACAAGGCUCCUUUCAACAUUGCCUACAAUACGUCGCUCACAUACUUCCAGUAUGUUGCGACUGAAAGACAGGAUAUAGGAAUAAGGGCGAAGAAGGCCAUGGCCGGGAAAGGAUUCAAUCUUGGUCAAUACCUCAGCUUGUACCCCUGGGGAUCUCAGAAAGGCGCCAAAAUCGUAGAUGUCGGGGGUGGAAUUGGGGCCGCGACGUUCCCCAUCCUUCAAGCCAACCCGGACCUACGACUGACGGUGCAGGAUAUUCCGGAUACUGGACCUGAGUUCCAAAAGAACCUUGAACAAAACUUCCCUGACAUCUUGAAGUCGGGUCGUGCGGAGUUCAUGGAACUGGACUUCUUCAAGUCCGCCCCUGUUAAGGGUGCGGAUAUCUACUUCCUGCGCCAUGUCAUUCACGACUGGCCGGACGCAGAAGCCAUCAAGAUCCUUAGUGGCUGUACUUCCUCGAUGUCUGCACAGAGCAAGCUGCUAAUUUGUGAGCACGUUGUCUGUCCCACAUAUCGGUCCGCAGAUGACAGCACCACAGCCGAGAAAGGAUCUAACAGCGAGCCACACUUCGUAGCACCUGAGCCGUUGUUGGCAAACUGGGGAGACGCACCCACCAGCAGGCUAGAUCUGCAGGUAUACACAUGUUUGAACGCCAAGCAGCGGACGAAGCUUGAAUAUCAGGCUCUAGUCCAGCAGGCAGGCCUGAAACUGGUCAAAGUGUGGCGCAACUUGGGAGAUGAGACCAUCCUUGAAUGUCUGCUUCGCUGA
Molecule: messenger RNA, 1347 nt
Organism: Paecilomyces variotii
Lineage: Eukaryota; Fungi; Ascomycota; Eurotiomycetes; Eurotiales; Thermoascaceae
Product: S-adenosyl-L-methionine-dependent methyltransferase
Exons: 5
Coding region: 1-1347 (448 amino acids)
Molecular function (GO): O-methyltransferase activity
Source: RefSeq, a predicted model, not a curated record